GUUGCAGAAGAACCUGACUGUGGUGUUGGUCUCUUCCCUUGACUUGGCUGGAUUUCCACUUGAUCAUGGAGGCGAUUGCUGGGAAAGUUCUUGUGGUUCUUCUGGUGGUACUGUCAGGUGUUCUUCAAAGUGAAUCUUCUUCAGGUACUAGAGGGAACAUCAUCGCAAAUAAGAUGCCUGCAGGGUCAGUAACUAAUCUCCUUGGAAAUAUCUCACACUGUCAACAUAUUGCAAUGCUGAAUGUGUCAUCAUUCUACCAGAGACUGCAGCGCAGGGUGGCAAAAAGCCGCCAAAAGAGAGACUGGAUCAUCGACACCUUCACCCUUCAAGAAGAGUUGCCUGGGCCUUACCCCAAACUAAUCGGCACGGUGAAACUGGAAGAAGGAAAUGAGCUUUUAUAUAAGCUGCAGGGGAGUGGGGUGGACGAAGAUCCCAAAGGACUUUUCCAUAUAAAUGAAGACACUGGGUCGAUUUAUGUGCACCAGAAAGUAGACUAUGAAAAAUACCCUAUAUUCCAAUGGAAGUUCAAUGCAAUCAACAAAACUUCUAUGAAAGUGGGUACAAGACUUGGGAUUCAUCUGAAGAUUGUGGACAUCAAUGAUAAUGCCCCCGAGUUCAAAAACAAGACUUAUUAUGUAUCAGUUAAUGAAAGCACUUUGCAAGGUUAUACAAUUUUCACUUUGCUGGCCUAUGACCAGGAUGAAGAAAGCAGCAAGAACUCUAUUGUCAACUAUUACCUGAGGUCACAAAUGCCUAUCGAUCCCAAUGUCGAGUUCACCAUUAACAAAGACACAGGUUUCAUCUCCUUCAAAGGUUGCUUAAAUUAUGAGGCUAAUAGGAAUUACAAGCUGUUGAUUGAAGCCCAGGACAAUGGUGUGGAAACACGACAGAGCAGCACCUGUGAGGUCAAUGUCGAGGUGUUGGAUAAGAACACCCAAAUUCCAAAGUUGUUACAGCAAGAUCUACGUGCUGAAGUGCCUGAGCGAGAUGCCAAUGUAACCAUAUUACGAAUUGGAAUAAAUGAUGGGGAUACCCCAUAUACCCCAGGAUGGAGAGCCAAAUUUACUAUCAUUGAGGGAAAUGAUGAUGAACACUUCUUAAUUUCAACAGACCCAGUGACAAAUGAAGGUCUUCUUAAUGUGACUACGGCUUUGGAUUAUGAAGAAAGCAACCUGAAAAAUCUUGUCUUUACGGUUGAAAAUGAAGAACCAAUUUAUACUUGCAAAAUCUUACAGAAGCCCUUUAAAGGAUUAUGGGUUGUAGAGUCAUCCAAAUCUGAAACACAAAAGGCCAAACAGAAGGCCGGGAUCACGGUCGAUGUCCUAGAUGUAAAUGAUGCUCCAGUAUUUAAACCUCAGACCAUCCUGGUUACUUUAGAGGAACAGUCGAUUCCACCUGGGACUGUGCUGGUGACCAUUCAAGCUAAAGAUCCUGAUAUAGUUGCACCCAACAAAAUCAAGUACUUUUUGGCUAAUGACUCUGCAAACUGGUUAAGUCUGAAUGAAGACACUGGUGUCAUCACCACUAAAGGAGAGCUGGACAGAGAACAUGAAAAUGUAACAAACAGCAAGUAUUUGGUGAAGAUUCUGGCAGUGGAUGACGGGGAACCACCAAUGAGCGGUACGGCCACCCUACUUAUUAAUCUAAAGGACAUUAAUGACAAUGUUCCAAAACUGCUGAAUCCCUUGAUAAUGACCUGUGACAACGAGGAGGAGGCUUUUCUUAGCACACCCAUUAUCGACAAAGACCUGAAACCCUAUUCCGGACCCUUCUACGUCCAUGUCGCAGACAAAGAGCCCGAGAAGAAACCCAUUAAACUUAUAGACUAUGAUGAUGAUAUCCUCAAGAUUAAGAAGGAAAAAGGUGCUCCUCAAGGAAACCACACCAUACAUCUGGAAAUAUAUGAUCUUCAAGGUGUUCAAUCUUUGGAGAACAUCACUGUGUAUGUGUGUGACUGCUUGGGGGGUGAUGUCUGUGCUGAAAAACUGGCUGACCCACCAACCCUGAGUGGAGGCGCCAUCGCACUACUACUGUUGGCUCCAGUGUUCUUCCUCUUACUAUGCCUCCUGCUGUGCAAGGUAGAAAAUAAGAAAGUCAUGGUGCCUGUGGAAAAUGAGCCUCUCAACUCAAUGAUUACAUACAACGAGGAAUCGGAGAACAAGGACUGUCUGGCUACAAAUGUAUCAAAUGAAGUUGGAAAUAUGACCGAUACCAAAACCAAAGACCAGGAGGAGAUUGACUCAGCGUUCCACAGAUCCAGUACUAGAAAAUAUUCGACUUCUGCCCAGGCUAGGGCAAGAGUGGGUCGCUCCAACAGUGUACAGGUCCAUACUUUUAGAAAUCAAGACGGAAACCGAGUAGGAACAGGAACUUUCGAUCGAGCAAACAGGCUCCGCCAUUCAAGCUUUCACAGUGGAAGAGCACAUAUGAGCAUUCAAAGAGCUAACUCCUUGAGAAUUCAGACAAAUGGCGGACAUCGUUCUUUGGCGGCUACUCACAAUUCUUUACAAAGAAAAUAUUCCAGGACUCUGGAGACAGCAUUAAUAAAGAAACUACAUGCCGAGAUGAAUGUACAAAACCUGUACAAACCGCGAGUGUAUGCUGAGGAAGGAGAACUUUCUCAAGCUUCUUCUCUGGAAGCCAUCAGCAUCUCAGACAGUAGUGUCAACCUAUCAGGUCUUCAGAGCUUUGGGUCCAAGUUCAACAUUCUAGAGAACAUUUGUGAAGACCACAUGGCAAAUCUUUCCACUAGUGUUUCCCCAACUGAUCUUUAAACAGAGAAAGAUGGUUUGUCGUGAAACCAAAUUAGUUAUCUUAUCUCGCAACCAAGAACAACAUGUUGCUUAUGUAUGGUCAGAUCAGGUGUUGAAAAUGGAAGAUGAAGUUCAAUGAAGCAAGCAUACCCCUCCUGAAGAGUUAAUCUUGUCUUUAGAUGGCAUGUACUGGAUGAAGUCUCCAUAAAUUGUUCUGAUUUCACAUAUUGGACUUGAACAGUGACUAUGGUCCAAGACAACUAAAUCAUCUAAAGGCUGUCUUCUCCAUUGAGCAAAGCUGAAAUAACAGGGUGUAGUGACAUCAACUCUUUGAAGAUCUUGGAUAUAAUUUAAUACUGUAUCUUCUCUGGGCACUAUGAAUGGUGGUUGGUUUACUUUGUAAAAGCUCUUCUAUUGAUAUAUAUUGUGAACAAUUGUGUGGUUAGAGACAGUUCAUGAUGUUGCAGUGCUAGCACAAUAAAUCUAUUUUUAAUCCUUACCUUUUAAUUCUGCAUCUCCCAUCAUGCCUCAAUAGCUUAUUCUUUUUCCCAUGGACACCCCCUUCUGACACAAAGACGUGUUCAGAAUCAUUGGGGCAGAUUUAUUAAUCUUGUCUAAAACUUGGACAGUGUAGACUUCAGUAUGAAGAUACACCAACAUUUCUAUGGUGGCUUGAGCUGUAUGAUAAAAUUUGAAACUUUUGUAUAACUUUAUACAACCUGUUGGUUGCCCUACUUAAGCUAGAUGUUGUGCCAUCUAAGUUAUGCAGUUUUGGUGCUCAAUGUUGUAUUUCACCUCUACUUUCAGCUAAGCCUUGCUGAGCGACUAGAACACUGAUGCCACUGUAUGCCAGUUUUUUCUAUGCAAAUUAAGCAGUAAUUCUGGCGAUUUUGAAAUCAUAAAUGCCAUACUGUCUUGUUUCAGGCCAAGUUAGCCAUUGGCUUCUCUGAACUAUGGCUUGAUUCUCCUUUUUCAUUAACUGUCUAUUUCUUGCAAAACCAAAGUUCUCAUUAGAGACAGUCGGGGAGUAAAAAAAUAGUUCUCAAUGGAAAAGCUUUCUUUUCUCUGAUGGGACCUGCUCCAAUAAAUGGAUGUCUCACAGACAGAGGUGAGAAUAUUACCUAUUAGCUACUAUAAUACUGUAGCCAAUUUAAAAGACUAUUGUAUAAUCCCGCCCCCUAUGGAUGAGAACAUAACUACUAUAAUACGUCAC
Hyla sarda is the source of this 3966-nucleotide messenger RNA. RefSeq names its product cadherin-like protein 26. NCBI's taxonomy places the organism in Eukaryota, Metazoa, Chordata, Amphibia, Anura, Hylidae. Bases 66 to 2774 code for a protein of 902 amino acids. Gene Ontology annotation, cellular component: adherens junction; catenin complex; plasma membrane. Gene Ontology annotation, biological process: multicellular organism development; calcium-dependent cell-cell adhesion; cell morphogenesis. Gene Ontology annotation, molecular function: calcium ion binding; cadherin binding. The record is from RefSeq and is a predicted model, not a curated record. The transcript has 21 exons.